UCUUGCAAAGCAUUGUGGUCUCAAUCCAAGAUGGCGUCCAAUACGAUGAGGUUUGGCCAAAUCGUUCUUUCUCCUUCAGUUAUAUUCUUCCGUUCAAAAUUAUCUUUUGGCUUUGUAAAUAUAAAGCCAGUAGUUCCAGGACACGUACUAGUUUCCCCAUUGAGAGUCGUCAAAAGGUUUGCGGAGCUUACAGCAGAUGAAGUGUCCGACUUGUUUUGCAGUACCCAGAAAAUCGCUCGAGUUGUGGAAAGAGAAUUCCAAGGAACUUCACUUACCAUAUCAAUACAGGACGGACCUGAAGCAGGGCAAUCCAUUCAACAUGUACACGUACAUAUAUUACCAAGAAAACAGGGCGAUUUUCUGGAUAAUGAUGAUAUUUACCGGGAAUUAGCUGAGCAUGACAAGGACAAUGAUGAAAUUUACAAGGAAAUGAAUGAACUUGAUAUGACUGACGCAUCUAAUAAGCGGCAAACAGGACGUCGGAGCGAGGAAGAGAUGGCUGCUGAAGCGCAAACUUUGGCGAAAUAUUUCUGAAUUUUAUAUUAGUGAAGUUGCAAUUUUAUUGUAUUUAUUUAAACCUAUUGUUUAUUUUUAUAUUUAGUUCAGAGACCCAGAAAAAUUUAAUACUACUUAAAACAAAUAGAGUCGAUACACUUGGCUCUUGAAAUAGUAGACUACUAGUGAGCAACUCCUUAUUUUGAAAGUUCACUUUUUUAACUGGAGUAUUACUAACAAUCAGUCAGUGUUUUAUGUGCUAGAGAAACACAGGAAAACCAUGAAAUAUUAAGAGACAAUCAGAACCAGAACGCAAGCAAGAUAAAUGAAAAAUUUUCUCAUGUGGAUUUAUCUUGAUUGCAUUCUGGUUCAUUGAUACUGACAAAUUGUCUCUAAAUAGCCACUAUUUGCUAGUAUUUAGUUUGAUUUUAUUUCAUGGUUUUCCUGCGUUUUGCUCUAAUUGUAAAAACAAAAUUGUUUUUUACAGAUAAGUCUUAAUUAUCUAAAAGAUAGUUAGUCUAUUUAGUCACCAUUUAACGAUUACAAUAGAAGAUGGUUCAAUAUCCAAUCAUGAUAUGGAAUAAUUUAAGCACAUUAUUUUCUAAACACUACUUUAACUAAUAAGAUAUCAUUCUUGUGUGUCCAAUCCAA
Molecule: messenger RNA, 1146 nt
Organism: Exaiptasia diaphana
Lineage: Eukaryota; Metazoa; Cnidaria; Anthozoa; Actiniaria; Aiptasiidae
Product: bis(5'-adenosyl)-triphosphatase
Exons: 1
Coding region: 31-534 (167 amino acids)
Biological process (GO): negative regulation of proteasomal ubiquitin-dependent protein catabolic process; intrinsic apoptotic signaling pathway by p53 class mediator; purine nucleotide metabolic process
Cellular component (GO): nucleus; plasma membrane; cytoplasm
Molecular function (GO): ubiquitin protein ligase binding; bis(5'-adenosyl)-triphosphatase activity
Source: RefSeq, a predicted model, not a curated record